CCAGAUACUACCCGCCACCUAUCAGGUUGCUUAUGAAGUCGAAACGACUCAGAAGUUUGUUCCUAUUACCUGAGCGUACCAACGUCUUCUUUUUACUCUAUGUGGACUAAAUUUACAGUGCAUGCUGUUGGCAGACAAUAUCAUGCUACUCGAUUUACCAAAUGAGUUGCUACUAGCGGUUGCACAACAUAUUCAACGUGCUUCUGAUAUUAAUUCGCUGAGUCAAGCUACCAAACAGCUGCAUGCAGUAUUAUCGCCAUUUCUGUAUCGCGAUAAUAUCCGGAGACAUGGUGCCUCGGCACUUAUCUGGGCUGCUUCCUAUGGCUACGAUCGGACCGUCGAGCUGAUGAUUAGCUAUGGAGCUGAUGUUAACACUCGCGAUAAAUAUGGCGUGACAGCAAUAAUUGAGGCUAUACGGCAUGGGCAUACUAAUGUGGUCCAAUUACUUCUCAAAAACCGUGCUGACCUCUAUGCUGAGGGUCAGUUCUAUGGACCUGCACUUCAUGAAGCCGCGCGUGAAGGCUACGAAGACUUGGUGCAACUGCUGUUAGAUAACAAGGCAAAAGUGAACCACCAAGGUGGAGAACAUGGAAGUGCACUCCAGGCAGCAGUGUAUGCGGGGUGGACUGAUAUAGUCCAGCUCUUGCUGGAUAACGGCGCCAAUGUUAGUGCACCAGGAUACUACGAUAGUGCUCUUGUGUUAGCAGCUGUUGUGGGCUACGAGGAUAUUGUGCGAGUACUACUCGCAAAUGGGGUUGAUAUCAACGCUCAAGAUGAAACAUAUGGGACUGCACUUCAGGCAGCCGCAUGUGAAGGGCAAGGCAAGAUUGUGCAGAUCUUACUGGAUAGGAAUGCGGAUAUUAACGCGUGUGGUGGUUAUUAUGGCACAGCUCUACAGGCAGCAUGCGCUGAAGGGCAUAUGGACAUCGCAAAAAUACUGCUAGAAAAGGGUGCGAAAGUGUUUCUUGAAGGUGGGGAAUAUGGCACAGUCCUUGCAGCUGCAAUAAACAAUGGAAAUGAGGAGAUAGUGCAGCUGGUUCGGGGCCACAUGUCUUGAAGUUACCAACGUCAUAAAAGCUGCAGAUGAUUCACUUAGUCUAGAGGACUAAUUAUUGAACGCAGAUUUCUUUAUGACCUGGGUAACGUAGUUCAGACAUAUCAUAUAUAAUGUACUUGUUAUGUGCUAUCUCACAUGCCGGCCUAAUCCCGGACUAUCUACUAAGUUAUGGAUCGGAGUUUCAAUGGAGGAAACAUUAAUGCCAAGAAGUUGCGAUUUAACUAGUCCUCACUACUAGUAAUUGGGCCAUUUUGAGCCGCUGGCUGUCCAAUCCGCUGAUUGCGAUAUUGCGAUAGAACUGUGAUCUGAGGAGAUCUUCUUCUGGAGUACCCAAGUAUGAUAGGGAAACAAGAAGGUGGCAUCUCAUACAGAUCAAGCAAUAGUCAUCUAAGCACCCUAUCUCUAUCUAAAUCAAAGAGAGCAAGAUAGCUCUUUAAGACUUCGACGACACGCAGAGAUAAAUCAAGGAUAACAGUCGGGAUGGGCAUGUCAGUGAAAAUCCUAGCAAGUGAAGUAGCUGUAUCUUUUUCGGUCUUAUUGUCGUGUUGAGAUAGGAUUAAGGAUUUAUUUUGUGAUAGAAGUGCUGGAGGAGUCAUUGUUCAGAGAUAAUCUUUUGGUUUCUCUCAACCUAAGUCUGUUCGUGGGAGGUAUCCGUCGUCAAAGUGGAUGACAAAGGCGGGGCUGUGAGCAAAGGGAGUGGUGAGAUUCAAGAACGCUUGUCGAAGCACACGGACUUCCCCUUCCGCCUGCCCUUGGCUGAGAGCGCUUCCUGGCCAGCUGAGGUUAACUCCGUAACAACAUAUCUUGCUACAUGGACAUUGACUACUGAGAGGAGCGGAAGCGAAUGUAAGCACAAAGUGAACUGGUAUGACGUCAUACAACACGCUAUUUUAGAUUCCUUGAUUCUUGAUCACUUGAGUCCUUGUUCCUUGGUUCGUUGUAUGAACAGUCGCUUCUUCCAAGGUCUACUGCGUCUCUCGAGAAUUUCCUAUUCAAAUUUAUCUCUUCGAGCACAAGCACACGAUUCGCACCUUCGUUCUUACUCCAUCAGAUCGCAAAUUCCAGCACGAUCUGAAGCCGCCAGUGGAAUUAUGUUGCACCAUCUAUUGCAGUAGCUUCCCUUACUCCUUAUUAAAUCUUACAACAACGAUCAUUCCCAAUGGACCCUCAAAUACGACUCAAGAAUUAUAGCACUGCCAUGGUUCUACAUACCCAAAAUCAAAUGGCGAAGCUCAUGAUAACUUCGACAAGAUUAUGCCUAGCCCCAACAGAACAGCCUUUUAAGGUCAGCUGUGGUGGUUUUGCCUCUACCAUGUCCUCGAGGCAUGCGGCUAAAAAAUAACACCACCGUUCGCAGUAUGGCAGGAGGCCACCUCUCAUUCUUAAGCUAUCAAGCCCGGCCUGAUGAUGUUUAUACCAAGCGGUUGCGACACUGUGAUGGCGUUCGAUAAUUGCGUUUCCCAGCUCUUUCUGAUCGGUUGAGCCGGGUGGUUUUUCUCAACCAGCAUCUUUACCAGUCCCAAAUGGCCUUCCAAAGCAGCGAGAGACAGGGCCGUACGGCCAUCCCCGUUCUUUGAGUCUAGAUUCACCCGGGUCUUUUCCUGCAACAUCGCCAAAGCUGCUUGAUGUCCACCUAAUGCAGCAUAGUGAACUGGUGUCCAACCAUUACCAUCCUGUGAAUUUGCAUCCACUCUUCUAGUCUUAAGUAUCAUCUCCAACACCGCCACAUGGCCUCUUAAUGCAGCAUAGGACAAAGCCGUGCGACCAUGGCCAGUUUUUGAGUCCACAUCCACCUGCUCGCUCUCAAGGAUUAUCUUCACCACUGCUGCGUUUCCCUCUGAUACAUGCAGUAGGUCUAAUAGUCGCUCGAGGACGCACUUAGAUGUUUAUUCUUGAUUUAUAAAAAAAAACAGCUUGCUCGCCAUAAGUCGCCACCUCCUAGCACAAUGUCAAUUUUCAAGUGGGUGUCCACGAUGCGCUUCGUGUUGCCGCAGAGUUUGGAGAGCAGGGAGAGGUGGGUGAGCG
Aspergillus calidoustus is the source of this 3082-nucleotide messenger RNA. NCBI's taxonomy places the organism in Eukaryota, Fungi, Ascomycota, Eurotiomycetes, Eurotiales, Aspergillaceae. The record is from the annotation of a GenBank genome assembly.